UUUUCAAAUCAAUUGCCCGCGGACUCUUGAUUGAAGCGGACGUCGUGUCUCUUUUUUGUUGAGUGCCGGCACUCGGAAGUCUGUGCGAACGCGGGAAUAUUCCUUUGGCUGAUCUAGGACAAAGUGCUUAGUCGGUUAUCGUUUAAUUGCAGUGCGGGAGAGCCAUUUUUUGGUCAUUUCCCACGAUCAGUGGAAUAAAUUAAACUGCAGAUGCUGCAAAUUACACUUAAACGCACACCUACACAUCGGAAAAACAACUGUUACGCCUACGCAGCAGCAACAACAAUAACAGAGAGAGAAUUAGAAGUCAUAGCAGCAACAAUUUUCCACCCAGUUUCUCGAGGGUAGAAGAAAUAACUGUUUCAACAACCGACUUUCGGGAUUCAGUAGCGUCUUAAAAUGGCUUGCACAUGCGAAGUAAUUGGCCUUGCCUGCGUGGUGGCCCUAAUCCUGAGUGCGUCGGCCAAAGCUCCCUAUCAGAUGCGCAUGUUCUUUAUAUUCUUUGGAGCGGGUGCCAUAGUCUUGAUUUGUGUUCCCUUUAUGAUCCUGCGACCGAGGGACUAUCGAAAUGCCCUCUUCCCAUCAUGGUGCUUCCGGCAGUUGUGUCGGUUAAUGGGCAUUACCAUGGAGGUUCGGGGUCUGGAAAAUGUCCGUAAGGACCACGGCGCAGUUGUGAUCAUGAAUCACCAGAGUGCAGUGGAUCUGUGCGUGUUGGCCUACCUGUGGCCAGUGAUCGGAAGGGCUACAGUUGUGUCCAAGAAGGAGGUUCUCUACAUCCCCUUCUUUGGCAUCGGAGCAUGGCUCUGGGGAACUCUUUAUAUCAAUAGGUCCCGGAAAACCGACUCGAUCAACUCGCUGCAGAAGGAGGCCAAGGCGAUACAGGAACGCAACUGCAAGUUGCUACUCUUCCCGGAGGGCACUCGCAACACCAAGGACACGUUGUUGCCGUUCAAGAAGGGGUCGUUCCACAUCGCGCUUCAGGGCAAGAGCCCCAUCCAGCCAGUGCUCAUAUCUAAGUACUCAUUUAUGGACGAUGAGAAGAAGACCUUUCGUCCGGGCCACGCCUUGAUCCACAUCCUUCCGGAGGUGCCCACCGAGAAGUACAAGAAGGAGGACGUUCAGCAGCUGAUUGACGAGUGCCAGUCCAUCAUGCAGACGGAGUACACGAAGCUGAGUAAAGAAGGCCUAGCCUUAAGCUCGAAGAAGCAGGCAUAAAUGUGGAUAGAAUAAGAUUUACCUCAGGUUACAUGAAAAAAUCACCCAAAUAUACACUAGUUCCCGCUUGAGGACUUAAUUUAUGUUCGAUCUACAAGAUUUGCAAAAGCGUGAAUGAGAGGAAUCAAAAGCAAUGGAAUGCGGACGUGAAGCCAUUUGCCUAGUAUUAAGCUACACUAAAUUCAUUGAUGUUUUAUCUCCAGUACAUGCAUAUGUAUACAAACAUAUUUUUGUGACGAAAAAAAACCAA
Molecule: messenger RNA, 1465 nt
Organism: Drosophila rhopaloa
Lineage: Eukaryota; Metazoa; Arthropoda; Insecta; Diptera; Drosophilidae
Gene: Agpat2
Product: 1-acyl-sn-glycerol-3-phosphate acyltransferase alpha
Exons: 3
Coding region: 400-1215 (271 amino acids)
Biological process (GO): phosphatidic acid biosynthetic process
Cellular component (GO): endoplasmic reticulum; membrane
Molecular function (GO): 1-acylglycerol-3-phosphate O-acyltransferase activity
Source: RefSeq, a predicted model, not a curated record